This is a messenger RNA of Echinococcus granulosus, 5271 nucleotides long. Its product is annotated as Histone-lysine N-methyltransferase, H3 lysine-79 specific. Gene Ontology annotation, molecular function: protein binding; histone H3K79 methyltransferase activity. The transcript is spliced from 31 exons. The coding region runs from base 1 to 5271 and encodes 1756 amino acids. Gene Ontology annotation, cellular component: nucleus. The record is from RefSeq and is a predicted model, not a curated record. Lineage: Eukaryota; Metazoa; Platyhelminthes; Cestoda; Cyclophyllidea; Taeniidae. Gene Ontology annotation, biological process: regulation of transcription regulatory region DNA binding; DNA repair; DNA damage checkpoint signaling.
AUGGCACUUUGCUACAAUCGUGCUAUCGAAGAGCCCGACAGACUAAACCAGUAUCCACCCUUUUCCCCUCAAGUCUAUGGGGAAACUUCCUUCGAAUUGAUCCAGCAAAUGGUCGAAAGUAUCCCCAUAAGCGGCGAGGACACCUUUAUCGAUCUUGGUAGCGGUGUUGGCCAGGUGGUUUUGCAGGUAGCCGCGUCCACUAAUGUCAAAUUCUCCUACGGAAUUGAAAAGGCUGAUUAUCCUGCCCAAUGUGCAGUCCGUAUGGACAGGGAAUUUCGAAGGUGGAUGGCUUUUUUUGGGAAAACUUAUCAACCAUACGAGUUAAUUCAGGGUGAUUUCCUUGCUGAUGAAUAUGUGGAUAUUAUCGAGACAUCGACAAUCGUAUUCGCCAAUAAUUUUGCCUUUGGUCCGGAGUUGGACUACCAAUUGACUCUUCGGUUCUCCCGCCUCUGUGAGGGGGCUAGAGUCAUCUCUUCAAAGUCCUUUUGUGGACGUACCAUUCGCAUGUCUGAUCGCAGGCUUGGAGAUCUGAGCUCCAUCAUAAAGCUGACUCUACUAGAUCCCGUUAACGACGGUGUCUCUUGGACAGAUAAGCCUUUCAGCUACUAUGUCCACACUAUAGAUCGGUCUCCGUUACUUAAAUACUUCAAUGACCUCAAAAAGGGUCAGCGAGGACAUAGGACGAAGGAGCGCAAGUCAGCCAGUUCUGCGUCAACCCCUUCUGCCACCAACUCCACGUCCAAUUCCAGUGAUGGCUCACAGGCUGGAAGCGCAACGCCCUCAGUGUGUGGCAGUGAACAGCCUCACACUCCGCAGUCGCAGCGUUCAACCAACGCUGCCGAGGCUCGUGGCGGCCGCAAGCGCCGACGACGAGCUGGCUGCCGCCAGGGUGGUAGCAAGGCAAAGCGAUGCACCGUGCGCGAGGCUGAUGCGAAGCCUAACAUCUCCUUCUCGUCCUCCUCUGCUUCCACGAUUGCAGAGCAUGAUGGAGACGAUGGCGACAACGAGUCUACCAUGGACUCGGUGCAGCCGGCACCACCGCCCUCUCCGUCUCCUCCCCCUCUUCCCGCCUUGCUCAAAACCGAGGAAACUGACGAGUUCAGUGGUGACACCUCUCGUAUGACCUCCCAUUCCGAUCAGUGUCUCCCGCAACCGUUGGGUGACCUCCCCACUUCACCAUCCUCAGCAUCACCGUCUACCUCUUUAUGUUCACAUUCGGAUUGCACCUCCGCUGACUCCGACUUCAAGGUCAAAUUGGAGCCGAAGACGGAGCUUUCACUGCCUUCCACCUCUUCUUGGUCGUCCCUCCACGGGGCUAUCCUAGAGAAGAAUCCUCACCACCACCAAUUUGGCUGCUCGACGUCAUCGGCUCUGCGGCACCAUCCCAAGCUGACGAAACGGAUGCUUCUCAAACAGGUUGGUCGAAUGCGACGUCCAGUGUAUGCGAAGGGGUUGCUAGAUAAGGCGAUAAACCUUGAGAAGGAGCGUCAGAAUCGGUUGAUGGGCCAUGUCAUCAGGCUGGAGGAGACGAUAAAAUUGAUGCAUGAAGAGGGGAGGCAGCAGCUCGCGGCUUUCACGAACAAGCUCGGAAUGCUAGUCACUACCCCGGCCACCUUCUUCUUGGAAGCGCGUAAAAUUAUCCGACAUCAUCGCAACCUCGAGGCGAAAAUGGUGGAACUGCGCGAGGAGUUGGCCCGACUGGCUGAUUUCCAACGUCAGAUGGCGAUGAAGACGCAGUCGAAUUGCGAGCACCUCGAGCCCGAGGAAGAGGAGGAGGAGGAGGCUGAUGUCGAAGCCAUCUAUCGACCGCCGAUUGCGAAGCGCCCUCACUAUCCUCCUCAACUCUUUCCCGAGACGGAGGUGACGGUGCUAACUCCGCCAACCCUCUUACCGACGGAGGAGGACAUACCACCGCCACAACUUAUUGCUCCGGCGAUAGCCCCGCCACGACUUACACCGAUCCCGUGCGUGCAUAGUGAGGGCACACCGCCACCACCAUCUCCUCACGCUGAUGAUGAAGUCUGCGAUUUCACCACUGAAGUCCUUCCACCGCUCUACCGCCGUCGUUACUACUCCCUCGAUGCUGUGAGGUUUGGGGAGCUGCAAGCACGCCUGCGGCAGGCGACGUCCAGCAGCAACACUCCACAGCCAAACGUCGCCUAUUUUGCUGCGCAUCACCUGCUGGGCAUCAAUUGGUCGGCUCAAGGUCGCCGAGGGGCUAACAUGGAGGACACUGACAGAGCCUUACCUGAAGGCGCUAAAACACCCCCGAAUGAACCAUCUUUCGAGAUAAUUGAUCUUCAGGAACUCUUCCCCAGCAAUACGCCUUCCAUGAAAGCGGAAGUUUUGAACGAAGACUUGUCAUCGAUUCCCUCCACUUCUUUAAGCAAAACACACGAGCAAGUGGAUUCAGCACCAAUGGGCAUAGAAGAUCAGCUUUAUAGUAAUUACUUGAGUGGAGCAAUUUCUUUUGAUGAGCUUAUGAAAGAACUUCACGCAAAGACCAAUUUGGAUCGGACGGGUAGCAACUCUAAAAAGGCCGCUCGACGUCGUCCGCGUCCUCCUCCCAGAAACCAACGCGCAAAAUCCGGAAGUGAAUUUAAAGACCCACUUUACGAACCCGAAAGCGAUUUCGGUGAUGAAAGACUUAGAAGAUCACGAAAGAGUAAACAAUCGGCUCCCCGGAAGAAGUGGGACCUUAAAUUAGAAUUAGCAAAUUAUUUGGGGGAAGCGGAAAGACACUUAAAUAACGGGAAUUUUGACAAGACUGAAGAGAUUUGCCGAAACAUCAUCAACGCCGCUCCACAUGCCUCUGCCCCCUACGUCGUUCUGGCCGACAUGUUUUACAGGCAGGACCGCAGAAAGGAUUCUCAAGAGCACAUGCUGCAAGCAGCGGAGCGUAAUCCUCGAGACUCUGCAUUGUGGAUGAAUUUGGUUGAUUUUUCCGAGGACGAGGGCGACCUGAAACAGGCCAUUGUCUACGCUCGAAAUGCAAUGCGAUCUGCGCGGAAUGAUUCAGAGAUUCGCCACCGGCUGGUGAGUCUCCUGAUGGCGACGGGUCAAGAAAAGGAGGCUCUUCGGGUGCGACUUACGGCUCUUCUCUUUGGCAAAAAUAAUGAUCCCCGUAAGGCCUACAAUCAGAUUGUCAAAAUCGCUGAGGAGUUCGCUGCUCUUGGUGACCCAGGUGGUUGUAUUCGAACCUAUGAGUUGGCUUUUGAAAAGCUUCCUGAGAUAUGUCCUACCAAGGAUCAGCUCCGUGUGCUUGACCUCUUUCAAGAGGGUGAUCGACCUGAAGAGGCUUUUAAGUUCUUCCUCAUGUACUGGGGCGUCUCCCUCAUUUGCGAGAAUGGACAAGUUGCCUCACCAUAUCGCGUGCCUUCCAACACUGCCAUUAUGGAGUCAAUUCGGCGAUGUGAAUUUGCAGAAGAUAUGAAUGUGGUUGUACUAAUCCGUUUCUUCAUCCUCAUGUUGAAGUACAACCUGGGAUCAGUUGAUCACCUGAAUUCUCUGAUCGCCUCCUCCUCCACCAAGGAGUUUCGUCGAAGUCACGGUCUCUUCUUCGACCUGGCUAAGUCCUGCAAAUCUGCUGGUCUCAUCUCCGAGGGACUGGCCAUUGCAGGACGUCUCACUACUACGCCUAAAAUCAAGCCCAAUCCCAAAGCACUGUGCCUUCUCGGCGACCUGCAAGUGGAAUCGAACCUACAUGAAGAAGCCCUCUCUACUUACCGCCAUAUCAUCAACCGACUCGAUCCACGGUGUACUGAGGCGCGUUUGGCGUUGGGGAAUCUUCUUCGUCGUCUAGGGGACGAAAAAACUGCUCUAGAAGUCCUUGAACCUUCCCUACUCCGUAUCAGUCAGCCAGAUGCUCAAGAAACUGGAGUGGAAGCGGAAGUCGGAGACAAUUCCACUGAAGAUGAGGACGAUGAUGACGACGAUGAGGGUGACGACAGUGAAACCUCCAACAGUGACCGCUUCUCUGAUUCGGUGGAAGAAGAGGAUGAGGAGAGUGGGGGGGACAAUUCUGAAGCAGUGGAGGCCGAGGCGUUGACAUCAGCGGUGGUGAGUGGCGGGUUCGUAACUUCACCAAUGCUCUGCAAUGAUCCCACCGCUAUGCGACUGGCUUUUGAGCGCUGCAAACUCCUUGAUUCGCCUGCUACUGUGAAUCAAUUUUUGGAGGAGGCAUGCCGUCUCCUCUUCUCUGAUGUGAUGCAGAUCUACUCCUGUGAACGACCUGGACCCGCAGUGAUGUUCCAGUACUACCUGUCGAAACACCCUUCCGUGCAAGCACUAGCCCAUCUGGACGAACAGACGGACCCAGCUUUGCGUGUCUCAUCGGAGGACCUGUGGGCGACUUGCUGCUGCCGAGUGAUUGAGAUUCUGAUUAAACGAGCCGACUAUGUCACUUUGGAUCGAUUUCUCUCCUGGGCCUCUGUGCUGCCUUGGAUUGUGGAAACGUCUUAUCGACGGCGUAUGAUCACCCACCUCUACAUCAGCAAUGCGCUUCAAGUUGGACAUGGGGAGACUGCUAUGGAGGCGAUGAGGCAGAUUGAAAAGGAGUUUUCCCAUCUGAAUCAGUACUGGAACCUCCUCAAUAUUGCCUCGACGACUUCUCGAGAGCUUCGACUCACGAGAUUCCUUCUUCGACGAAUUGCUAAGGAUAGGGACAAUCUUGGCGCUUCACUGAUGAGUUGUGGCGACUGUAUGGCAAGGGGAUCGAGUCGCUACUCCAUAGCUCUCAUGGCUGACAUCCGAUCUCGAUUCCCCAACAACCCUCUUGUCUCCCUCCUACUCGCCGUCUGCUUUCUCAACAUCUCCGUCCACAAGCACCUCUUCUCCCGUCACAAAACAGUCCUUCAGUGCCUUGGAUUCUUAGGGGAGUACCGCCAGCUGCGUGGAGAAUGUCAAGAGACCUACUUUAAUAUUGCUCGAGCUUGCCAUCAGUGCAUGCUGGGACACAUUGCUAUUCCCUACUACGAAAAGGUUCUUGAGAUGGAACCGGUUGGUUCAACGGAGGAAGAAAAGCGGGUCGUUGAAGAUUUGGGUAAAGUAGUGCGGCAUUGUUUCGUCUCGGUGUCUGGGGCAAUAUCCGCGUCUACAAAGGCCGAGAAGAGAUUUUGGGGGGCGAGUACGGAGGAUCUGGAGGGUUCGCUGGUGUUACAGCUCCUUGACUUGAGGAUGGAGGCAGCGUACAAUCUGCAGUUGCUCUACCAGCAGAACAAGAACCCGACAAUGGCGAGGUACAUUAUGCAGAAGUACCUCGUGAUUGAGUGA